ACGGCAAGUGAACCGCAAAACUCAAAAUAAAAUAGGUUUAAAUAUUAUAAAACGCGUUAUCAAGGCCAGUCUAUACCGAUUUCGUCGGGAGUUCGGGACGCAAUCGCAACAUACGAUACGUUGCGUAACAUCGCAACGUAGUCGAACCGACAAAACGCAUUAGUGUGAUCCUGACCACGGUAAAUAACAACAUAAUGAUGUACAAUUAUGUGUUGACAGAGUCCAGAGUUUUGCCUUCCGCCAGUUGCCGACCUCUGUACUAACCGCUCAUCUUUUUUUCAUUUCUUUAUCAAAAAUAUUCGAGUUUAAAAAAAAACCAAAACGGCAAGAUGAUAAAGCCAUUUUUACUGUAGUAGUGUAGUGUAAGCAUUCGGUUAAUCUAAUGUAAAUAAUGUAACGUCUUUGACUGCGAUCACAGAUAUUUUUUUUGUACACGAUUGUAUAUAUAUUAUAUAUUAUAUUAUACAUAUUGUAUAUAUAUAGUUCCAUGCAGUGGCGUAGACGGGAAUUUUCAUUUAGAAGAAAGGUAUGUAAUAUAAACCUUAUAAAACUAUAGCUAAUUUUCGUAAAAAAAUUAUUUUUUAUUAUUAUCGGUAAAAUGUAUAAAGUAGGUACCUAUACAUAAAAAAAAGGUCAUGAAGGGAUCCAUUUCCCAUCUCACCCUUUCUCCCCGUGUCUACGUCCAUGGUUGUAUGCAUUUAUAAAAGAAGAUUUUAGUAUUUAGUUGCUACAAUGACCACAGCAUAGCGUUGGUGCUGCAUUACCUUAAGAAGUACGUGUGACCUAUAGCGCCUACGGGGUGGUUGUAUGUCAAUCGUUGUUUGCUGUUCCACGAACGUGUACCUGUUGUUCCAAACGUGUUGCCGGUGUUCAGAGCGCAUUCCUCGUGGACCUCAUUUUUUGCUGUCUGAAGAUUUUAUAAAAAAUACACUGUCAUACUUCAAUUUGUGUGCGCUGUUUAAGUAUAAUAAACAAAAUAAAAAGAGAUUUGAAGCUGUAGAAGGUUAAUGAAACAUAUUUUGUCGUUAAAUCAGAAGAAGAUGAAAAUACAAGAAUUGCUUUAGAUAUUUCAGAACAAAGUAUAGAUAUUACUAGUACUAAAGAAAAUAAAACUUUUAAAUGCAACAAAAAUUAUAAUUGUAAUUUGAAUUAUAUUACAUCUAUAGAAAUCAUGGAAGAAUCAUGUAAUUUUAAGUUUUGCAAAAUUUGUUCAUCAACAGUAAAACAAAAGAACAAAUCAAAUACACAAUUACAUUUACUUAAAUCUAAACACAGUGAUUCAAAUAAAACAAUUCUUAAGAGCACAACUAAAUAUGAAACCAGCCACAAUAUAGUACAACGUAUAAAAAUUAAAAACACCCCUAUAGGAGAUAUAACUAAAUCUAUAAAAAAAAAAAAAAUUCAAUGUCCAAAAUUCCUCAUCUUGAACUUACCAAAAAUUAUUUUAAAACCAAAAACAAGGAAUAUUCAUAAGUGUAAUUACACUUGUGUAAAAUGGACAAACUAUAAUCUGAAUAAAACAGCACCUAUGUAUAUGUUAGCAAUACCAUUAUAUUUUGGUUUCAAAAGACACACAACAAAUGUAUAUGGUGUGCAAAAAUCAAUAACAUAUAAGACUCCUUGUGGAGUUCAUAUUAAAAGCAUAGAAGAUAUGAUGCGUUAUCUCAUGAUAACUAAAAGUAAAAUGACAAUCGACCAAUUUGAUUUUGAUAGUGAUAUAGAUCCAAUGGCCAAAUUUCGUUUUUUAAAGCCCAUUAUGUUUUUAGAUGAUAUAUCUGAAGGUUUAGAAUUUAGACCAAUAAGUUGUGUGAAUGGUAUUGAUAGUGAACAGUCACCAAAACUCAAUUAUAUCACUAAUAGACAAGCAAAAACCGAUGUAAAUUUAAAUUUAGAUACUGAUUUUCUAUGUGGAUGUGAUUGCUCAGAUAACUGUCAGGACAAAUCAAAAUGUGCUUGUUGGCAGUUUACAAUUGAAGCACAAAGUAGUAUACCAAACUCAGAUAAAAACGAACAUUUAGGUUAUGAGUAUCGAAGAUUAUACACAGCUAUACCAACUGGUAUUUAUGAAUGUAACAAGACAUGCAAAUGUAACAGAUUGUGCUUAAAUCGUGUUGUACAACAACCAUUAUAUCUUGACUUACAGUUGUUUAAGACGGAGAAAAAAGGUUGGGGUGUUCGUUGUUUAAAUGAUAUACCAAGAGGAACUUUUAUAUGUUGUUAUAUUGGAAAUAUAUUAAAUGAAACUAAUGUCGAUGAACAAGGUUUAAAUUACGGAGAUGAAUACUUGUUAGAUUUAGACUUUAUUGCUAAAUUUAAGAACCAUAAAGAAGAUUAUGAAGAAUAUGCUUUUCCAAGUUGUCUAAACAAUACGAUAGAUGAUGAAAACUCGGCUUCAGAUAAUACAUUACAACGGUUGGGAAAUCUCAAGCUUAAGAAUUUCAAAGAUUCAAUAAGUAAUUACUAUAACGGCAAUAGUGAGUAUACCAUAGAUCCAAAAUAUAGCGGCAACAUCGGGCGAUUUUUCAAUCAUUCGUGCAAUCCUAAUUUAUUUGUACAAAGUGUAUUUGUGGACACACAUGAUUUACGUUUCCCAUGGAUAUCGUUUUUUUCGCAAUGUGUUAUAAAAGCAGGAACAGAACUUACUUGGGAUUAUGCUUAUGAGGUAGGCAGCUUACCAGGUAAAGAAGUGGCUUGUUAUUGUGAAUCAGUUGAAUGUAAACAAAGACUUCUCUAAAUAAUUUAAGUUUAAUGAUGUAUUAUUGUGAAUUUUUGUAAAGUAUAAUUAACACCAUAUUAUAAUGUUAUGUUUACAUUACUGACACCAAAAUAACUUUGGCCAGAAUGUUAAAAAUGUUAUGUAAUUUUAAUAUUUGUAUAACAGACAACAAUUAAUUGUUAAUACGUUUACAUUACUAUUAAUAAUAAUGAUAAACACUAAUGAAUAAAUAAUUUUGUAAUUAAAAAUUA
Molecule: messenger RNA, 2967 nt
Organism: Aphis gossypii (cotton aphid)
Lineage: Eukaryota; Metazoa; Arthropoda; Insecta; Hemiptera; Aphididae
Product: histone-lysine N-methyltransferase SETDB1-B-like
Exons: 3
Coding region: 1172-2734 (520 amino acids)
Biological process (GO): negative regulation of gene expression; heterochromatin organization
Cellular component (GO): nucleus
Molecular function (GO): histone H3K9 methyltransferase activity; DNA binding; protein binding
Source: RefSeq, a predicted model, not a curated record